AUGUUAGUUCAUCGGUUUUCAUUGGAGAUUCUAGACCAGCAAUCGAUUUCAAGUUGGAAGGUAUGGUCUCGAUUUUGCUUGAAUGUUGCUGUGAAGAUAAAGGUUGAUGAUGGAGGCUAUGUCGAUGGUGGUUUCCUGGUUAUGAAGGGUAAAGGAUUUCGAUUUGGGGUUUUCUAUCAAGAACAUGAAAUGAUGAAGUAUGAAAUUGUUUUAGGAGCGAAGAAGAAAGAAAGAAGAAUAGGGAGCACCUCCACCGAUUUGGUGGUUCAUCGCAGUAGUGGAGUGGUGGGGCUAUUCUCUGGCAACCUCUUCACCACUUCGUUCUUGUUCCAGUUACUGUCAAUGAGAGGGGGAGGAAGGCAUAAAGAAAACGACAACAGGGGGUGUUUGGGUUGCUUGGUGUGUCGUAAAACAGUGGGAGAAAACGGAGGGGGCUGCUACCCUUGGCUCGCAGGAAACGACCAACAAACACCUCUGAAAAAGUACGUAGUUGAUUACUUAAAAUCUCAGAAUCAUCCAAAAACUGAGAUGUUUUCACAUGUGAUGUCAUAUAGACUGGAAAUGCUUUGGAGAACAAUAAACAACCACACUGAUUGUGGUGUGUUUACAAUGCGUCACAUGGAAACGUAUAUGGGUGGAAGUAUGAAUGAGUUAAAGGUGGGUUCAAGAACGAGUCUUCUGCACAAGAUGAUCAACUUGUAA
Messenger RNA from Lactuca virosa, 702 nucleotides. The record is from the annotation of a GenBank genome assembly. NCBI's taxonomy places the organism in Eukaryota, Viridiplantae, Streptophyta, Magnoliopsida, Asterales, Asteraceae.